CGGCAAAAACGGUUUGAAUGAACAUUUGGUCUUUGCUCUAAAUAUCACAAGUUGAAGGGCUGAUUGCCGCUCUGGGCCUUGUGUGGUAGAAUCCUGACAGCAAUGGAAAAUCAGUGGCAGGGAGUUAUACUGUCUGAUAGCAGUUGCAGUGGCUGGUCCGUGAUAGGAUAACUAAUUUACAUCCGGUUAUUACGGAACCCCUCUGCCAAUGUCACAGCUGUCCCUAAAGAAGAAGCAGAAACUCCUUUCCUCGUACAAAAGAUUUCUUGAAUCCCUUCCAUCGACUCUAGAGCAUCGAAAAAGGAUACUACAUACUCAUUUUGGCGAGUUUCUCGUAGCAAUACCAACAAACGAAGACUUUGAAAGUAAAAUUAACGCUAUUAUAGGCAAGAUGCACCCGCAUCCAUACAUUUACCUGGCAUCGAGCAUCGGAUUCAGUAAAAUGACUUGGAAUAGAAGUGUAGAGAAAAUUUUGAACCAAUUUGAGCUGAAAAUGAAGCUGAAGUAUCCUACGUUAAAAAACUAUUCAAGAUACGAAAAGCUUAAGUAUUUGUUAAUAAGGUAUUUCGAUAAGAGAAAGGAGUUGGGCCUACAAAAUGAUCCUGCCAUCUGAGUUUGAUGUAUAUACGACGAAAAAUUUUUACCCUCUUUGACACUUGAACCGUAAUACUUUGCGUUAAACAAUUUGUUCCGUUAUGUUUUUCAUAUUUUUAUAAGCCGUUCGUGUCAUACCGAAUGCGAACAGAGCCUUCAGUAGAAGCUUUCAUUGUGCAAAUUCACUCUUUCACGUCACUAUUUGAAUGCGAUCCGUUGCAAACAACACCUGAUCUGAGUGAUUGUGCCAUUGCAUACCCGUAAUGGUACGGUGCAAGGGUUUUUGUCCGCUGUGAUGAUAAAGUGAAGUAUCUGCUUAUUUUAACUAUUACCGUAAAAACUGCGAAUUUAUUUACGAAAUAAGUAACAAAAUUUGACACGUGGUAGCAUCUCCAGCACUGAAAGAUUCCUGAUCGUUGAGCUGUUAUUUUUUUCGGUGGUCACGUGUAAAUCUUUCCAGAAUAUAUUUGUUGUGCGGAAGAAGGUAAACAAUAUUUUACUCCGCGGUAUUUUGUGCCUAUCUAAUACAAAUAAGCAGAUUUGUGUACGUGCUAGUAGAUUAAUUCACUUGCCGCAAACUUAGUGGAAAUUGUACAGUCCGCCAGUUCUGUACAGGAUCCAAGCGAUCACUCAAAGAUCGAGAAACCCUAACUCGUUGUAACGAGCGGUGAACGGUGACAUGUACCAGAGGAACGAUCCUU
Molecule: messenger RNA, 1295 nt
Organism: Vavraia culicis subsp. floridensis
Lineage: Eukaryota; Fungi; Microsporidia; Pleistophoridae
Exons: 1
Coding region: 209-613 (134 amino acids)
Source: RefSeq, a predicted model, not a curated record